Messenger RNA from Drosophila takahashii, 1657 nucleotides. Its product is annotated as damage-control phosphatase ARMT1. Gene Ontology annotation, molecular function: phosphatase activity. The record is from RefSeq and is a predicted model, not a curated record. Gene Ontology annotation, cellular component: nucleus. NCBI's taxonomy places the organism in Eukaryota, Metazoa, Arthropoda, Insecta, Diptera, Drosophilidae. Gene Ontology annotation, biological process: DNA damage response.
UACAUAAAAAAGAGAAUCAAAAUUGUAAAACUACACUAUAUCUUUCCGUUCUUAAGAACCCACUCUUUAUAAAGCCUUUUGCAUUGUUAUAAAAGCACACAAACUCACACAUAUGAACGUCAGUUGCCCAGCGGGUGACUGAAAAUUAUAAAAAUCUCAAUUUGGAAUAGUAAAUUUCUACUGACAGAGGCAGAGGGUUUCGAAAUUCCCAGUUUCCCGCAGGAUGCAAAGUGGGGCCAGUAGUCACACCGAGGUGACGGAUACCACGCUUGUGGACCGUCAGGCGGCCAUGGAGCAGAUGAAGGAACUGCGAUUCAACGAGAAGAAUCUAAUAAUUUACACUCCACCCGGAACGAAUGAAGAGCUAUCCGCCAGAUUUCUGCACAGCUUCGCCUUUGCCACGUUUAAGCGAAGAUCGCCCGGACUUAUACGCGAUCUGAUCACUUUUCUGCGGGAUCGAGAGCCGGAAAUUAUGAAGGAGUGCGGGGAUUAUGCCCACUUUGAGUUGAAGCGCACCAUUCUGAGUCUGGAACUGCUCCGCGGUGAGAUUAUCAACAACGACGGGUUCGAGAUAUUCCGGGUAAAGGCUCCCGACACCGAGAGUUGGAAUCAGUUUCUAAAAAACCUCAGUGAGGACCGAAGGCAGUGGUUCUCCGCCGUUUGGCUGCACGCCGAGUGCUACAUGUAUCGCCGCAUUUGGUCUAUAUUUCAGCGCUCGGAAACCCUCGCCAACUAUGACUACUUUGGUGAUCAGAAGAUGUCGGCCGCCAGGAAUGUGACGCCUCAGAUGAAGGAUAUCCUGGUGGCCACCAGAGGACUGCCGCGCAGCAAGGAAAACUUUCAGCAUCUGCUUAAACUAUCCACCUGGAGCAAUCGCUAUGACCUGUCCAACACAGAUGCCUGUCCGGAUGCCAGGAUAUUUAAAAGAAUUACCAGAUACGACAAGGAUCUGCUGGCCGAUCAAUCGUCUGAUAUAUGGACGGAUCUCACGGAGGCCUGUGAUCCCGUCUACGUGGACAUUGUGUGUGAUAAUGCGGGUUUUGAGCUCUUUGCGGAUCUUGUGCUGGCCGAGUACAUCAUUGAAUCGGGUUUGGCUAGACGGGUGCGCUUCCAUUUGAAGGCUAUUCCCUGGUUUAUAUCGGACGUAACCCACAAGGACUACCUUUGGCUUUUAAGCUACUUUUGCAAGCAUACAUAUCCCGAAUUUAAGGCUUUUGGUCGCAGGAUACGCGGUUAUAUACGCGAUCGUUCGUUUAUCCUGUGCGAGAAGAGCUAUUUCUGGACUAGCGGCCAUGACUAUAGCCAGAUGAAGCGGUUUCUGCCCUGUCUGUAUGUCUACAUCAGCGAGGCUGCCCUGGUGAUCUUCAAAGGUGACCUCAACUACCGGAAACUACUGGGUGACAUUAACUACGAACCAACGGCUGAGUUUUCCGACUGCCUGCGCGGCUUUCAGCCAACCAGCGUCUGUGCCUUGCGAGUCAUUAAAUCGGAUAUCUACUGUGGCCUGCCCGUCUGCACGGUGGACUGGCUAAGCGAGGACAAUCCCGAGUGGAUGACCACAGGCCAAAAGGCCGUCAUUCAAGUGGCCAUUAAGCAUCGUCUGUCCAGUGACUUUCUAGUUUGAUUUACAAAAAAAUCUUAUUCUUGGAUAACUCAA